Molecule: messenger RNA, 3643 nt
Organism: Plectropomus leopardus (leopard coralgrouper)
Lineage: Eukaryota; Metazoa; Chordata; Actinopteri; Perciformes; Serranidae
Gene: pla2g6
Product: phospholipase A2, group VI (cytosolic, calcium-independent)
Biological process (GO): cardiolipin acyl-chain remodeling; positive regulation of ceramide biosynthetic process
Cellular component (GO): mitochondrion
Molecular function (GO): long-chain fatty acyl-CoA hydrolase activity; protein binding
Source: RefSeq, a predicted model, not a curated record
CGCGGUUGUUGAUGUAGCUGUCAGAAGUCAGACAACAACAGAGGACAGCUAGCAGGUGACAAUGCAGUUCCUCGGCCGGCUCUUGGACACUGUGUCCUCUGUGUCAACUCUCUUCGCCAACCCCUACCGGGUCAGGGAUGUGCCGCUGUCCGACUACGCUGGAGGAGGCAAAGUCCUUCUGAAAGAGGAAGGACGCAUGAUCCUGUACAAAAACACCCAGUGCCAGUCAUGGGACUGUCUGCUCAUGUGCCCCGAGACGCCAAAUGUCACUCUGAGGCUGUUUCAGGUGGGGUCAGAGGAAGACGCCAUGAACUGGUUCCCCCAGUAUGCCCUCAAGCUUCGCCCUUUCUAUGAGACACUUCCUCUGAAGGCUGAGACCACGCAGCCAAUAGUGGACUGCAUCCGGAGCCACCCAGACUGGAGCUCUGCCCACGUCGCCGUUGAUACAGGGCUGAGAGACUGUCUCAAACAUAACUAUGUCCAAAGUCAGAUCAAUGCUCGGGAUGCCUCAGGUCAGACGCCGCUGCACCUGGCGUGUGAGCGUGGCGACUCUGCGUGCGUGAAAGAGCUGUUGGAGGAAAGCCAGGCUCGCACCGACAUCAAGGACCGCAACGGGGAGACCCCCAUGCACUACGCUGCCAAGCAGGAUAGUCCUGCCAUCAUCCAGGUCAUGUGCUCGCGGUUGUGUCCAGGGGUGAACGAGCUGAACAACAACGGGGAGACGCCGCUCCACGUGGCCUGCCGUCUGGGACGUGUGGAGUCCGUCAAAGCUCUGUUGGAGGGGGGGGCCAAGUGUGGUGUCGUCGGUGGCACUGGCUACCCCAUCCACAGUGCCAUGAAGUACAGCGAGAAGGGCUGUGUGGAGGAGAUCCUCAAAGCGGACCCAGGCCAGCUCCGGGCUGAGGACUCCAUGUAUGGAGGGACGCCUCUCCACUGGUCCAAAACGGCUGAGAUGUGUCGUUUGCUGCUGGAGCACGGCUGUGAAGUGAAUUACCUCAGUAAGACUGGAGAGAGCCCCCUCCACAUUCUCACCAAGAAAGGCCGCUUUGAGGCGGCGAUGGUGCUGCUCACCCACGGGGCGAACGCCAACCUGAAGGGCCAGGAUGGAAACACGGCCCUGCAUCUCGCUAUGAAGAUGGACCACAUAGAGCUAAUUAAAGCUCUCAUUGUUUUUGGGGCUGACGUGGAGAUCCACAACGACUUAGGAGAAACACCUGGACUCAUCGCUGCUCGCACCAGCAAAGGUCCUAAUAGAAAGAUACUGCUGGACAUGCUGUGUAGUGUAGGGGUCCAGCGGUGCCUCCCACCCUCCCCCGGCAGUCCUCCCCCCUUCUCCAACACGGCCAAACCUCCAGGCAGUGCAGGCAUAGGGUUUGAAGAGAUCAUGUAUAUGGGGGCUGCAGUCACUGCAAUGAGCAGAAGCACAUCUGAAGUAGACGGCCUCAAAAUGGAGAAAAGGAAGAUGGACAGACUGCUGUGUCUGGAUGGUGGAGGUAUUAAAGGCCUGGUGUUAAUCCAGAUGUUGAUUGCUCUGGAGAGAGAGGCUGGUCGACCCACCAGAGAGCUCUUUGACUGGGUGGCUGGCACCAGCACUGGGGGUAUCCUGGCCCUCGCUAUAAUCCAUGGUAAGUCCAUGGAGUAUCUGCGCUGCCUGUACUUUAGGAUGAAGGAGCAGGUGUUCAAGGGGUCACGGCCGUAUGAAUCAGCACCGCUGGAGGACUUCCUGAAAAAAGAGUUUGGGGAGAACACUAAGAUGACAGAUGUCCGAUACCCCAGGGUGAUGGUGACCAGUGUUUUAGCAGACAGACACCCAGGCGAGCUGCACAUCUUCAGAAACUAUGACCCUCCCUCCGUCCACAGAGAACCGCCAUAUGCCACCACUGCCACAUUCAAGCCCCUCACUAUCCCACAAGGAUGGGAGGAUGAGGAUGUGUUGGUAGUAGGAUACACAGAGGAGCCGACCAGAAAGCGUAGGAAGUUGACAGAUGAAGAACAACUUGUGUGGCGAGCUGCCCGCUCCAGCGGCGCUGCUCCCACCUACUUCCGACCAAUGGGCCGCUUUCUGGAUGGAGGGCUGCUGGCCAAUAACCCGACACUGGACGCCAUGUCAGAAAUCCAUCAGUAUGAUAAAGCUUUAAAAGCUGAGGGCCGUGCAAAUGAAAUCAAGAAGUUGGGUAUAGUGGUCUCCCUUGGUACAGGUAAACCUCCGCAGGUGGUGGUGAGCUCUGUGGAUGUUUUCCGACCCUCAAACCCUCUGGAGCUUGCUAAGAGCUUCGUGGGAGCCAAGGAGCUGGGCAAGAUGCUGGUGGACUGUUGUACAGACUCUGAUGGCUGCGCAGUGGACCGAGCUGCAGCCUGGUGUGAAAUGAUCGACACCAUCUACCACAGAUUGAGUCCCCAGCUGUCUCAGGAGGUGAUGCUGGACGAGGUGAGUGAUGCGGUCUUGGUGGACAUGCUGUGGGAGACCCAAAUGUACCUGUAUGAGAAAAGGGAAACCCUGCAGUCCCUGGCAAAGGUGCUGCUGGACAAAUGAAAGCACAAGAAAGUCACAAGGAGAGGCUGCGAAAAUGGGACUAAGAGCGCUGAAGAGACGGAGAACACGAGAGCAGAAGAGAGUCCUGUGAGUGGAGCCAAAGAGCGCUUCGAUGGAGCUCAAAGAUUAGCGAGCCAUGUGUCUGAUUCAGGACUGUAACGUCUGUGUUGGUGUGCUCUUUCUUUGCUAGAGACGACGUGACCACAGUGACUCAUGUUUCUGCUAAAAUGUCAGCACUCAAAUGAGUGAAACAAGACAGGAAAUUAAAAGUAACAAACGACUGACUUGAUGUAGCCUCCAGAAAGGAAAGUUUUGUAGCAUCGUGCGACCUUAUCACUGACCUUCUCACUAUCAGGGUUCAUUAAGUUUGUUUGUACAUAAACAAGUGAAGGAGUUUAUGAGGCUUUCUUUUCAUCUUUGAUAUGUGAAUACAGAGGGAAUAUAGAAGGAGGUGGUAUUAACCAAGUCAAACUGAAAGAAACACGCACACUGACUGUGACACUGUCAGUUAACCGCUGCCCUCACCCAUCCUCUCAGUGUUGCUUAACAAGUCAUAAUAAGUUGUCAUUUGUGGCUUUUUGUGUUUUACUGGAAUUCCUCCUUAUCUUGUUCCUCUUUCUUUCACAAAAACACUCAUGAUUGAGAGAUUUCCCAUUGUGUCAUAUGAUCAAAGAGACCAUGCAGCACCAAAUAAUCUGCAGUUAACUGUAGCAAAGCUUGGGUGAUGACGAUAAUGGACCAGUUCUGCCUUAUGUGUCUGGGACCCACAUUUGAACCGACUCCUUUUCUCCAUAUUUCCAUGCCUUUACGAUGUAACUUAUUUAUGUUGACUUUAAACUUAAUAUUUUUAACCUCACACCCAGUGAUAACUCGCUUACAACCUCUCAGUCAGCCGGAAAAGUGUCUUGAACACGUAUUCAACACACACUGUUACAACUGGACUUGAAACUGGACUUGAAUUUUUAACUUACUUGAAAGGAAAAAAAACAGAAGACUCACUUGCACAACGUAAACUAGAAGUUACAAAUAAUUUCCUAUGUUUUUUGUAUUUGGAUUAAUUAUCUAAGUGUGUACUUCUAUGGUAAUAAAAAUUAUUAUUAUAAUUAUUGA